This is a messenger RNA of Lodderomyces parapsilosis, 1131 nucleotides long. Its product is annotated as putative peptide hydrolase. The record is from RefSeq and is a predicted model, not a curated record. Lineage: Eukaryota; Fungi; Ascomycota; Pichiomycetes; Serinales; Debaryomycetaceae. The transcript is spliced from 2 exons. Gene Ontology annotation, biological process: DNA damage response. Gene Ontology annotation, molecular function: single-stranded DNA binding. The coding region runs from base 1 to 1131 and encodes 376 amino acids.
AUGUGUGGCAGGUUUGCUCAAAGAAUAAACCCGAAUAGCAUUCCAAGUGAAUUUUAUGAAACGGUUUUUGGCGAGGAGACUAGUGACAUCAAUGAGCCAUCUACUGGAGUUUACGAAACUGACGUACAUGAAGCCAACGACAAAGUGGAAAAAGUUCAACUAGAUUUGACAAGGGUUUCGCAAUGGACACCUUCAUGCAAUAUUGCACCAACCGAUACGGCUUUAAUGGUUUAUAUGACGGAACCCACUAAGGACAUCACGCAGAAUUACGUUAUUGAACCGCUGAAGUUUGGGUUAGUUCCUUCAUGGGCCAAGCCAGUUGAUUCAACACCAGUCAACAAGGGGAAACAAAAUGAAGGGGAAAAGUUUUCACGUGAAUUGGGCAAGCACGAGAGUAAAUAUUUCAAUUGUAGGAGAGAGUCUCUUGCACAACACCGCGCCGUUUGGUCGUCCUGCAAAAAACACAGAUGUGUAAUACCCAUCCAGGGAUAUUUUGAGUGGCUCAAAACAAAAAAUGCAAAAGUUCCUUAUUUUAUUCACUCAAAGACUACACCAUUGAUAUUCCUAGCCGGGCUUUACUCCCACAAUUACAAUUAUAAAGAAAACUUCAAUGUCAACAACGAAUAUUUAUCGUCAUUUACCGUGAUUACAGCGCCAGCUGAAAAAUCGGACAAGUAUGACUUGUCUUGGUUGCACACGAGAAAGACUUUGAUUAUCGAGCCUGGUUCCAAAGCUUGGUUCCGAUGGCUUGAUCCGACGACGGACUGGGAUGAUUCAUUGAUCGAAGAGGUUUUGAAUUCAAAGACAAAUGAAGCGUAUGCUAACAUAGAGGGAUAUCAAGUUUCUAACGACGUUGGAAAUCCAAGUAAUAAGAGUGAAGAUGUCCUUAAAAAAGUAAACGGGAAAAAAAACACCUCUGUGUCAGACUUUUUCAAGAAGGAGUUGGGGGUUAAGAAGGAGCAAAAAGGCUCACAACCAGAAGGUGUUCAUAUAGCAAGCAACAUCAAAAGAGAGCCAACAAAAACGGCCAAAGAACCAGAGAUAAAGAUUGAAAACGAUGCAGCUCCCUCAAAAAGGACAAAACAGGGCAGAGACGAUAACCCCAAGAAAGUCAAAACUGAAGCAAGAUAG